AAUAGAGUAGAGGUGGGAAGGGAGAUUCAAUUGAAGUAUAAGACUUCGAAGUAGUGGUGUCGAACAUGGAUGAGGAGAUGCCUUGCGAAAGCUUGGGGUCGAGGGACAGACAUCAAAUCAAACUCGAGACCCCAACGCAUGAAACACCUGCAAAGUAAACUCGGGCUUCGAUGCAGACUCUCGCGGAUAUUAAGGAACGUAAAUCAUCCUCAAGCUCUUCGUGAUCUGCCGUCACGGCAACUUUCCCUCUUCUUCCAGCUGGUUACUUUGCUGUUCUGCUUGGAGAAUGGGCCUGUGAAACGGAUAUUUCAAACUUCUUGGCGCUUUGUCGAAUUUCAAGUCAUCAAGAUUAAAAGACACCAGGCAGUUGAAGGGAGACUUUCUUUCAUCCCACUUGCGCAUCUGCCUAAAAUCGUGGACAGAGAGGCAUCACAUCAUCAGAGAAGGAAAAUCCCGCAUAACCCAUUCCUUUUCCCUUCGCCCAUGCAUUUAUCACCUUGGAAUCACCGCUUUUCCCCAUAAUCUUGUCAUCAAACAUCCACUGAGAACGAAUAGUCCGACCACAGGAUGGAACUCAAAGGUGGUCCCUGUUGCCCAAGUUCCCAUGGGAAUAUCUUCCAGGAUCCAACCCUGGCUGACCCAGUAUGCCAUCAACGCUGCAAUCGACAACGAGGUAGGGAUUGGAGUGCCUUCAAAAUAUUUGCUCUUUCCCGUAUCAUCUUUGGGUACAUUCGCA
Hyaloscypha bicolor E is the source of this 736-nucleotide messenger RNA. RefSeq lists its product as uncharacterized. Bases 70 to 522 code for a protein of 150 amino acids. The transcript is spliced from 2 exons. The record is from RefSeq and is a predicted model, not a curated record. NCBI's taxonomy places the organism in Eukaryota, Fungi, Ascomycota, Leotiomycetes, Helotiales, Hyaloscyphaceae.